Varanus komodoensis (Komodo dragon) is the source of this 543-nucleotide messenger RNA. Its product is annotated as F-box only protein 36-like. The record is from RefSeq and is a predicted model, not a curated record. Lineage: Eukaryota; Metazoa; Chordata; Lepidosauria; Squamata; Varanidae. The transcript is spliced from 4 exons. Gene Ontology annotation, molecular function: protein binding. Bases 1 to 543 code for a protein of 180 amino acids.
AUGAGCUCUCUACUGCAGGAGAAACUCUGUGAAGUUCAUACUCAGGCACCUCCUCCCAGCAAAGACUUUCAUCACUUAACUAUCACAAAAACUGAGGUUAUCUGGAAAUCAUGGAGAAUUUCGUUUCGACCUAAUCAAGAAAGAUUUUUCCCAAGAGAGGUGAAGAAACUCCAUAAAGAUUUUCUCUUGGAUGAACCAUUACACAAGCAAGUGCAAAACAUCUUUGGAAAUAAAAUGCUAGAGUAUGUUCUGAAUUUGUGUCAAGGACAGUAUGAUUUUCUAAUUCGAAUGCCUGACAAUCUGAUCAUACACAUCUUGUCGUUUCUAACUAUGGAGGAUAUUAAGCAGUUGUCAAAAACAUGUAAAAGAUUUCGGCAGUUGUGCAACACUGAAGAAUUUUGGGACAGACUAAAAAGGCUGCAAGACAAAUACACUCUUGAUGUACACACAGCCAUUCUUCCAGCUUACAAGAAACCAAUGAAUUUCAGGCAAAGACCAGGUUUUCUGACACCAAUACAGAGAAGGCAGACCACAUUCUUUUAA